GUUUAUUUAUGUCCACUUCCCCUCCUCCAUUAUGGCUGUCUUUGCCUCUUUAGGUACAAAAAACCUGGCACCUUAACCCCACAAAACGCAUAAAGCUCCGACCCGUGACGAGACCCGAAAACCUCCAAAAGCUAAAAAAUGGCUCCUUCUUUACGCGAACGCAAUUGAUCCGCGUCCUCUUUCUUACGAUCUCUGCCACCUCUAUCUCUAUUCACUCGAUGACGUGUACCAGGUGCGUUUUUCUAAACCUUCAUCUGUUCUUGCUAAAUUUGCAGUUGCCACUGUUUAAUCGUUCUCUGUGUAACGAUACAUGAUGUCGUGUUGAAGAUAGAAUGUGACAGUGGAUCAGAUAACCAUCGCAUGAAAGUACUAUUGGUUGACAAUACAAACUCCAGUCUAUUCCCAAUUGUGUUUUUGAAGGGUCUUCCAUCAAAUAGAGGACCCUUCAGAUCAGGAGUGUUGCUAUUGCUCUUACCACUGUCUUGCGAAGUCAGUUGGCAUUUUAAAGUUUCUGGUUUGCUGAAAAUGCCUGCUGUGCAAAAGCUUUAUAACUCUUGCCAGGCAUCCCUUUCAACAAAUGGACCGGUCUCUGAAGAGGCUCUUGAAAAAGUUCGCAGUUUGUUAGACAAAAUCAAGCCUUCUGAUGUUGGCCUUGAGCAGGAGGCACAAUUGGUACGAAACUGGAAUGCUAGUGCACGCGAGCUUAAUGGGGUCUCACAAUCACCACCUCCUAUCAAAUACAUCCAUAUACAUGAAUCUGAAAGUUUCUCUAUGGGAAUAUUCUGCAUGCCACCUUCCUCAAUCAUUCCUCUUCAUAACCAUCCUGGGAUGACAGUGUUAAGCAAGCUUCUGUAUGGUUCUUUCUACGUGAAAUCCUAUGAUUGGAUAGAUGUGCCAGUAGAUUCUGACCUGGCUCAAGGUGCGCGACCAGCAAAGCUAGUUAAAGAUUGUCAGAUGACUGCACCAUGUGGAACCACAAUUCUCUAUCCUUCUAGCGGAGGAAAUAUUCAUUGUUUUAAAGCCAUUACUCCUUGUGCAAUUUUUGACAUCUUAUCUCCACCCUACUCCUCAGACGAUGGAAGGCAUUGCAUCUACUUCCGGAGGUCUCCCAAAGCUGAUCUUCCUGGGGAACUUGAGAAGCAUGGAGUGGCAAUAUCUGGAGUGAACUGGUUGGAAGAAAUUCAACCUCCCGAUGACUUUGUAGUAAGGAGAGGGCAAUACAAGGGCCGUGCUCUUAAAACUUAAGGGGUCUUUUCUUUUCUUUUUUCUUUUUACCCCUUUUUUCUCUUUUACCCUAUUUUUAUUCAUAGUUUAUAAUUCAUGUGUGUAAUCAAGGCGAAUUCUUAGUCACAUGGCUGCUUGUCCACUCAAAAUAAUAAUGUGUCGUUGAGAGAAAUAGGAAUCAUAUCAAUUAGUAAUUAAUUAAUGUUCAUAUUAUAAUUAUAAUACCAAUCAAUUGUACCAAUCUCACCUUAAUUUGUCACUGUAAUCAUAGUUGGUACUA
Messenger RNA from Cuscuta epithymum, 1504 nucleotides. The record is from the annotation of a GenBank genome assembly. NCBI's taxonomy places the organism in Eukaryota, Viridiplantae, Streptophyta, Magnoliopsida, Solanales, Convolvulaceae.